Molecule: messenger RNA, 1342 nt
Organism: Jatropha curcas
Lineage: Eukaryota; Viridiplantae; Streptophyta; Magnoliopsida; Malpighiales; Euphorbiaceae
Product: zinc finger protein 7
Source: RefSeq, a predicted model, not a curated record
AAUCUUACUUUUCUUUUUCUCCAAUAUGAUUUCCUAUCUAUAUUUAUGCUUUCUCUUCCACUUUGAUCUAACCCUUCAAACACUCUGGCAACAAUUCCAUCUUUUUCCUACUCAUUUCAACUUCCAUCUAUGCAAUUACACAAAAUUUGAGAUUUGUAGAGAGAUGAUUUUCACCGAGGAAGAAACCUCAGAGAUACCAACCAACAAAAACCAAGAAGAAAUAGGAAUCAGCAGCAACAAUAGCAAUGAAGGAAUUGAAGAGCAUAAUCCAGGAAAAUGGUUGAAUCUGAGCCUAGGUGCGAAUUCACUUUCAACAGCAGGAGACUACGAUACACAAUCAAGACCUAAUAAUUCAAGUAAAAUUUUCUCAUGUAACUUUUGCAGGAGAAAAUUCUAUAGUUCGCAGGCACUAGGAGGUCAUCAGAAUGCUCAUAAAAGGGAGAGAGGCGCAGCAAGAAGAUACCAGUCUCAGAGGAUGAUGGCUAUGAUGGGUUUUCCAAUGAAUACUUCAAUUAACAGAUCGCUUGGGGUCAGGCCCCAUGCUCUUGUUCACAAGCCAAGUAGAGAAGAAACUACUGUUUCAGCAAGAUUUAAUGAAGCUAGUAAUAUGCGGUUUGACACAACAUGGAUGCCCUUCAUGCUUGAAGAUGCCAUGGAUUUAAUGUGGCCAGGCAGCUUUCGGUUGAAUCCACAACAAUCAGAGCCACCAUCAGAAUCACUCAAGCUCGACUUAAACCUGAAACUCUGAUUGUUAGUCACCCACACUGUUCCACUUCAGAAUUCAUUGUCAUGUUACUUCUAUUGGAACAGUUAUCAAGGUUAACUAUUUCAUUCAUCAAAUAUACAGAAACUAGUAUAGGAGGGAGAGUAACCAACCUCUUUGAAAAGUUGUAGUCCUAAACCACUGGUUCUUUCUCAAGAACUGGAAGAAACAUGAAGAAUGACUUUUCAUGUAUGCAUGCCAUACCGCAAGAAAACAAGCCCUCCUCUUCAGUUUCAUCUUGAAAAAUAAAUGUGACAUCACCUAGUUACUGGAACCAAGUUUGUAAGGAUUUUCUAUCCUCAACUAUAAAGCACAAAGUUUACUCUAGCCUACAUGUGUUCUUCCAGUCACCAAUUUUCAUUUUUUUUGUUUUAUUUUUUUUUUCCGGUGUAUGUGAGAGAUAAAUUAAACAAAUAUGGUUGCCCCCUGUUGGAUUGUACUAUUAAACCUAAAUUGGGUCUACCUGCUGAACGAACCUUCCCAGAAGGUAAUUUCAACUUGGCCGAUUUCCCCUUUCUCUGUAAUUAUUGUUACUUAUUUUUUCCAUAUAAUAUGCAAGAACGCACACGUUUAUGUAUA